UGCGGGACCUGGGAACAGCCGCGUGGUGAUUAGAAGCAGUUCUUGAGCUCUCUCUUCAGGGGGGCAUCAAAGUAUUUCGUCAAGAUGUUGGUUUUAUUUGAGACAGCCGCUGGAUAUGCAAUCUUUAAAGUCCUCGAUGAAUCCAAGCUGCAGCAAGUGGACAGCUUGUAUAAAGAAUUUGAAACUCCUGAAAAGGCAAACAAAGUUCUCAAGUUAAAACAUUUUGAGAAGUUUCAAGACACAACAGAGGCCUUGGCAGCCGCGACUGCUCUUGUGGAGGGAAAAAUUGGCAAGAGUUUGAAGAAAGUUCUUAAAAAGAUUGUUGCCAAAGAAGCACAUGAGCAGCUGGCUAUCAGUGAUGCUAAACUGGGCGGUGUUAUCAAAGAUAAGUUGGACAUCAGUUGUGUCCACAGCCCUGCAGUGGCAGAGCUCAUGAGGUGUAUCCGAAGUCAGAUGGAGGGACUCAUCACUGGACUUCCUGCUCGAGACAUCAGUGCCAUGUCCCUUGGUUUAGCUCACAGCUUAUCUCGAUACAAGUUGAAGUUCAGUCCAGACAAAGUCGACACCAUGAUUGUUCAAGCGAUCUCUCUGUUGGAUGAUUUGGAUAAAGAGCUGAACAACUACAUCAUGCGCUGCAGGGAGUGGUAUGGCUGGCACUUCCCUGAGCUGGGGAAAAUUGUCACCGACAACUUGGCCUACUGUAAAACUGUUCGAAAAAUAGGUGAUAGAACAAACGUGGCUGGGAGUGAUUUGUCAGAGCUGUUACCUGAAGAAAUUGAAGCCGAGGUAAAACUAGCUGCAGAGAUCUCUAUGGGAACAGAGGUAUCGGAGCAGGACAUCGCCAACAUCAGUCAUCUGUGUGAUCAGGUAAUUGAGAUUACCGAAUACAGAGUGCAGCUGUACGACUAUCUAAAGAACAGGAUGAUGGCGAUAGCUCCAAAUCUGACUGUAAUGGUGGGAGAGUUGGUUGGUGCUCGUCUUAUUUCACAUGCAGGUUCUCUUCUGAAUUUGGCGAAGCACCCUGCCUCCACUGUGCAGAUCCUGGGAGCAGAGAAAGCCUUGUUCAGAGCCCUCAAAACCCGUAAAGACACACCCAAGUACGGUCUUAUCUACCAUGCGUCUCUAGUGGGCCAGACCACUGCCAAGAACAAGGGCAAGAUCUCCAGAAUGCUAGCAGCUAAAACGGCUCUAGCUAUUCGAUAUGACGCACUGGGAGAAGACACCAACGCUGAAAUGGGUGUUGAGAAUCGAGCCAAGCUGGAAGCCCGUCUCCGUCAGCUAGAAGACAAGGGAAUCAGAAGAAUCAGUGGUACAGGCAAAGCUAUGGCCAAAGCAGACAAAUAUACUAACAUAAGUGAAGUGAAAAUCUAUGAUCCGUCCGGUGAUUCCACAAUCCCGUCUACGUCAAAGAAGAGGAAGAUCGAAGAGGUAGAGGAGCCAGACGACGCUGAGCCCGCGACACCAGUGUCCAAACCCAAAAAGGCCAAGAAGGAGCUAGUCACAGAAGAAGAAACAGCAGAAGCUCCUGAGGAGACUCCCAAGAAAAAGAAAAAGAAGAAGAAAGAUAAGAAAUCGGAGGAAGCAGCUGAAGAGGCCGCUGAGGUGGAAGCGAAGGAGGAAGAGAUGGAAGUGCCACUAACAGAGUCCACAGAAAAGAAGAAAAAGAAGAAGAAAAAGAAAGUAAAGGAGGAGGAAGCAGAUGAUGAGUGAAGAUGAUGGCACAUUUGUGUAUAUAUAUUUUUUGGAUUUUUUUUUUUGUUUUUUUUAAUCCUAAUCAUCUGUCAUCAGGGCAAUACUUGAGUGGAUGAACUGUAACCUUUGUUUUUAAAUGAAAUGCUUUUUCUUUUCUGUACAUCUUAUUUUCCUGGUAAAAUAAUGGCCCUGAU
Periophthalmus magnuspinnatus is the source of this 1886-nucleotide messenger RNA. It is a transcript of the gene nop58, whose product is annotated as NOP58 ribonucleoprotein homolog (yeast). Bases 85 to 1710 code for a protein of 541 amino acids. Lineage: Eukaryota; Metazoa; Chordata; Actinopteri; Gobiiformes; Gobiidae. The record is from RefSeq and is a predicted model, not a curated record. Gene Ontology annotation, cellular component: small-subunit processome; box C/D methylation guide snoRNP complex. The transcript has 15 exons. Gene Ontology annotation, molecular function: snoRNA binding.